GUUGCGAUAAGAUGUUCAUUAGAAAUAGGUAAUUUUGUGUUUUGUGUUCAACCAAUCGGAUUAAUCAAUAACGCGUGAGAAAAGAACGUUGGUCAAAUUUGCCAAGCGAUAUUAAAGGAGUCCACUUCACUUUCAUCAUGACGGCUUCGAGAAGAAUCUUUCAGAAUGCGGAGCUAAUAUGCGGCAGCGGCCUGGUAUCAUUUUACGCUGCUUACGUCGAGUAUAUCAGCCCAUACCUGUUUUUUUCCGUCAGUAUAAUAGGAUCAACGUUGAAUAUAUUCAAUAUCAUCGUGUUCACGAGGAAAUCCAUGAUUUCGCCCAACAACCUGAUUUUCGCUCAUUUAUCCAUCGUCGAUUUAGCUACCCUAAUUGCUUACAUGCCACGCUGGGCUAACGAGGCUAUAAGACGCAAGAUGUACUCUGUUAAAGAGCACAGGACAUACGAAUGGGAAACAAUAGGCAUGUUUUCGUAUCAAGUCUCAGCAACAUUCCACGGAAUAUCAGUCUGGCUGGCUAUCAUGUUAGCAGUUUGGCGAUCCAUAGCCAUCGCACAUCCUUUGAAGGAACGCCAAUGGUGUAAUUUGAAAACCACCAAGAUUUUCAUAGCUGUGGGAUAUGUAAUCUGUUCCUCGAUGAUAAUACCAGGUUAUUUCACAGCUGAAGUUCGACCAUUAGAACGGUUACUCGAUAGCGAUGGAUAUAUAACCUCUAAUCGGACUAUCGGUAUUCCAACCAAAGUUUACAUAUUACAAAGGGCUGAAUGUAGCGAAGCAAUAUCAAUAAUGUCAGCGUUGAUCGGUGCAGUCUUCGUGAAAAUGGUGCCAAUGACUAUUGUGUCUGUGUACAGUAUUAAAUGUAUCGUGGCUCUACAACGAGCGAAAAGCCGACGCAAGAAAUUAACAAUCAGAUCGUACCAAAGGAAUGAAGCAAACACAAGAAAAAGUUCAUUGACAGAUCGAACAACAAGAAUGUUAUUAGUAAUAUUAGCUUUAUUCUUUAUACCUGAAAUGCCACCCGCAAUAGGUUUUAUAUUGAUUGUAAUCAUUGGUAAGAAGUUUAGCGUGUGUUAUGCGUACUUAUUUGAAGUAUUCAACGCUACAGUCUUGAUCUGCAUAUCGUGUAAUUUUAUAGUUUAUUAUACAAUGAGUCGACAGUUUCGGGACACUUUUAUCCAACUGUUUAGUAGUAAGCCAUCUUCUGAUCAGCAAAAACCUGCCCUCACUUUAGCUGAUCAAGAGAUCCAUGUGUGAUGUGAUAUGAUACUUUCGCACGAUCGAGUGUCAAAAUAGACAAUUUGAGGAGUAUUACGAUAAUCACCUCAAUUCAUACGAGUAUGUAAUGAAGUGAUACGGUACUUGAAUAAAACAUAUGAAUUGAAAAAUUGCUAAUUUUAAUCAAG
Molecule: messenger RNA, 1399 nt
Organism: Planococcus citri (citrus mealybug)
Lineage: Eukaryota; Metazoa; Arthropoda; Insecta; Hemiptera; Pseudococcidae
Product: G-protein coupled receptor dmsr-1-like
Exons: 3
Coding region: 138-1250 (370 amino acids)
Biological process (GO): G protein-coupled receptor signaling pathway
Cellular component (GO): plasma membrane
Molecular function (GO): G protein-coupled peptide receptor activity
Source: RefSeq, a predicted model, not a curated record